AUGAACUCCCCUGCUACAGUUAGAUUCAAUGACCCUCCGGUCACUGGAUAUAACUCAAUGGAUGUGGAUGAAUCAACCGUGUCCCGGAUGUCAACAGAUCAAUUAUAUUUUGGGCCGGCUGAUGACCCAGAAUCAUGUUCUGUGUCAUCCAAUGGUCCGGAGGUCUUUUCUCCAAUUUCCGAUCAUUCACGUCCGGCUCAAUGUGAUCAACCAGGCCUCCCGGUUCACCCGGACCUAUACAUUGGGCCUGAGGAUGACCUGAUGGCUGGGAUGCAUGAUCAGUCACUUCCGGCCCAACCUGAUAUGCUGGGUCUAGCCAUCCACCCGGAUCUCUACCUCAGGCCUGAUGAAGAUAUUAUGACUGAGAUCCCGGAUCCAUCACCUCCAGGCCCAACUUAUCACCCGGAUGUACCCAUCCACCCAGACCUGUACCUCGGGCCUGAUGAAGAUUUGAUGCCAGAAUUCCUUGCGCCUAAGUCAAACCCUAACCCUACCCUGAAAGUGUCUAUCAUUCCCGAAAUACCUUUAGCGCCUACGACACGUGUCUUCGAUGUGACUGAUGAAGAAGACAAGUUCUUUGAUUAUAAAUCUCUUCUGGCCCAACCUGAUCAACCAGGUUUCCCCAUUCACCCAGACAUGUACUUAGGGCCUGAAGAUGAUCUGAUCGACUGCGAGGUGAAGCAGGAGUGUGCUGAUUCGGAUAGUGAGGUCUCAGGUGCGCCGGUAGUAUCUAGGGCAUCAAUUGCAAAAUCUCCCGAACAUGAUUUGCCACACCCGGAUGUCACAUAUGAAGAAUUGCUUGCCAUGGUCCGGGAUCUCCGACCAUUUGAGUCUUACAAUCACACAGGCAUUCAAUCCAUUCAAGAUGGGGUCCAGGAUUACAAACAGCGACACGGACAUAUUCCCAACCCAUCCAUCCAACAACUACUCGAGGCUGAGAGACCAUUCCGAACUGCCUGGGCAAAAACAUCUGACAAACUCAGAAGAGCUGAUGAAGACCUCCAGAAGCUGCAAAGAGCUGAAUGUUUGACUUCCGAAAUGCUCAAGGUAUUAGAUUCCCUCAUUCUUAGGUUUGAAGAUCAAAUUCAAAUGUAA
Molecule: messenger RNA, 1095 nt
Organism: Suillus bovinus
Lineage: Eukaryota; Fungi; Basidiomycota; Agaricomycetes; Boletales; Suillaceae
Exons: 9
Coding region: 1-1095 (364 amino acids)
Source: RefSeq, a predicted model, not a curated record